GGCUCACGCGGCCGCCAGGCGGUCAUGGCGGUGGUGCGGAGUCGCAAGCGGCGCCUGGCGGAGCUGACGGUGGAUGAGUUCCUGGCCUCGGGCUUUGAUUCCGAGUCUGAGUCGGAGCCCGAAGGAGCCGCCGAAGCCGAGGCGCGGGCGGCGCGUGGAGCCUUCCGGAGCCCGGAUGGGCCAGGCAGGAGCCCCUUGGCCAGCCGACGUAAAGGCCGUGCAUCUGAGCACAAGGACCAGCUUUCUCGGCUGAAGGACAAAGACCCUGAGUUCUACAAGUUCCUGCAGGAGAAUGACCAGAGCCUGCUAAACUUCAGCGACUCGGACAGCUCUGAGGAUGAAGAGGAGCAGCUCCACUCCCUGCCAGACACGCUGGAAGAAGCAAGUGAGGAGGAAGGUGAGGAGGACAAGGAUGGGGCCUCCAGAGGACCCAAGGGGAAGAAGAGGGAUUCUACCCCAGUGACCCUCGCCAUGGUUGAGAGAUGGAAGCUGGCAGCAAAACAGCACCUAACUCCAAAGCUGUUCCAUGAAGUUGUGCAGGCGUUCCGAGCGGCUGUGGCCACUACCCAAGGAGACCAGGAGGAUGCUGAGGCCAGCAAAUUCCAGGUCACAGACAGUGCUGUGUUCAAUGCUCUGGUCACCUUCUGCAUCAGAGACCUCUUUGGCUGUCUCCAGAAGCUGCUAUUUGGAAAAGCCCCAAAGGACAGCAGCAGGUUGCUCCAACCAUCCAGUAGCCCGCUGUGGGGGAAGCUCCGGCUCGAUGUUAAGGCUUACCUGAGCUCAGUCAUACAGCUGGUGGCCUGCGUGGCGGAGGCAACAGUGGCGGCAGCCCUCCUGCAGCAUGUCAGCAGCUCCGUGCCCUACUUCCUGACCUUCCCCAAGCAGUGCCGCAUGCUGCUCAAGAGGAUGGUGGUCCUGUGGAGCACGGGUGAGGAGACCCUCCGAGUGCUGGCGUUUCUGGUCCUCGCCAGAGUCUGCCGGCACAAGAAAGAUGCCUUCCUGAGCCCCAUCCUGAAGCAAAUGUACAUCACGUACGUGAGGAACUGCAGGUUCACCUCCCCCAGCACCCUGCCCCUCAUCAGCUUCAUGCAGCGGACCCUGACUGAGCUGCUGGCCCUGGACACCAGCAUCGCCUACCAGCACGCCUUCCUCUACAUCCGCCAGCUUGCCAUCCACCUGCGCAACGCCAUGACGACACGCAAGAAGGAGACACACCAGUCUGUGUACAACUGGCAGUUCGUGCACUGCCUGCAGCUAUGGUGCCGUGUCCUCAGCACCAUCUGCCCCAGCGACACCCUACAGCCCUUGAUCUACCCCCUUGCCCAGGUCAUCUUGGGCUGCAUCAAGCUGGUCCCCACUGCGCGCUUCUACCCACUGCGCAUGCACUGUGUGCGAGCCCUGAUGCUGCUCUCCGAGGGCACUGGCACCUUCAUCCCCGUGCUGCCCUUCAUCCUCGAGGUUUUCCAGCAGGUUGACUUCAACAGGAAGCCAGGGCGCAUGAGCUCCAAGCCCAUCAACUUUGCUGUGAUCCUGAAGCUGUCCAAGGUCAACCUUCAGGAGAAGGCUUACCGGGAUGGCCUGGUGGAGCAGCUGUAUGACCUCACCCUCGAGUACCUGCACAGUCAGGCCCACAGCAUCGCGUUCCCUGAACUGGCGCUGCCUGCCAUCCUGCAGCUAAAGUCCUUCCUCCGAGAGUGCAAGGUGGCCAACUACUGCCGGCAGAUGCGCCAGCUGCUGGAGAAGGUGCAGGAGAACUCAGGCCACAUCUGCAGCCUCCGCCAGAGAGCCUCCUUCAGCGUGGCCAACCGGCAGGCAGUGGAUGAUUGGGAGAAGCAGACCCGAGAGGAGGGGACUCCACUCACCAAGUACUACAGCCAGUGGCGGAAACUGAGGGACCGUGAGAUCCAGCUGGAAAUCAGUGGCAAGGAGAGGCUCGAAGACUUGAACUUCCCCGAGAUAAAGCGGCGGAAGCUGGGGGACAGGAAGGAGGAAGACAGGACAGAACUCAAGGGCCUCUUUGGCCUGGACAGUGAUGAGGACAGUGCUGUGGAUUUCUUGGAGAGAGGUACACCUAGGUCCCCUGAAGCCGGGCAGAGGGUAGAGGAGGAGGGUGAGGAUGACAGCAGCAGCAGCGGCCAUGAGGAAGUGAGCACCUCAGAGGAUGGAGGCCCAGAUGCAGAGGCAGGCCCAGCCCCUCAGGAGCUGUGGCGGCUGCUGGCCCAGGGGCCAGAGGAUGAGCUGGAGGAUCUACAACUCUCUGAGGAGGACUGAGGACCAACUGCCGGGGCUGCAGGGUUGCCUGCAGCAUCCCCAUCUCGCCAGCAGUCGGCCUGGGGCCUGCAGCUGCCCAGAGGCCCUGGGGUCAGCACCCAUAUGGGGAAAGGACAGUAGAUGGUGGAUGGGGCUUUAUUUUUACAACAUAAAAGACCAGAAAGUA
This is a messenger RNA of Miniopterus natalensis, 2437 nucleotides long. RefSeq names its product NOC2 like nucleolar associated transcriptional repressor (gene NOC2L). Gene Ontology annotation, biological process: negative regulation of transcription by RNA polymerase II; ribosomal large subunit biogenesis. Gene Ontology annotation, molecular function: histone binding; transcription corepressor activity. Gene Ontology annotation, cellular component: Noc2p-Noc3p complex; Noc1p-Noc2p complex; nucleolus. The record is from RefSeq and is a predicted model, not a curated record. Lineage: Eukaryota; Metazoa; Chordata; Mammalia; Chiroptera; Miniopteridae.